CCCCGCCUCCCGCGCCGCCUCCUCCCGCUCCGCACAUGGCCUCCUCCGGCUCCUCCGCCGGCUCGGGCCCGAGCGGCGGCUCCUCGGGCGGAGCGGGGCUGCUCACCCUGCAGCGGGGCAUCGUCAAGAUGGUCCUCUCAGGCUGUGCCAUCAUCGUCCGCGGACAGCCCCGUGGUGGGCCGCCUCCCGAAAGGCAGAUUAACCUCAGCAACAUCCGCGCUGGGAACCUUGCACGCCGGGCUGCCGCUGGCCAGCCAGAUGCCAAGGAUACACCUGAUGAGCCCUGGGGGUUUCCAGCUCGUGAGUUCCUGAGAAAGAAGCUGAUUGGGAAGGAAGUCUGUUUCACGAUAGAAUAUAAGACGCCCCAGGGACGCGAGUACGGCAUGGUCUAUCUUGGGAAAGAUACCAGCGGGGAGAACAUUGCUGAAUCUCUUGUGGCAGAGGGGCUGGCCUCCCGGAGAGAAGGCAUCAGAGCCAACAACCCCGAGCAGAACCGGCUGGCCGAGUGCGAGGAUCAGGCCAAGGUGGCCAAGAAGGGGAUGUGGAGCGAGGGGACUGGCUCUCAUACCGUCCGGGACCUCAAGUAUACCAUCGAAAAUCCCCGGCACUUUGUAGACUCGCAACACCAGAAGCCUGUUAAUGCAAUCAUCGAGCACGUGCGAGACGGCAGCGUGGUCAGAGCCCUGCUCCUCCCAGAAUACUACCUUGUCACAGUCAUGCUCUCUGGGAUAAAGUGCCCAACUUUUAAGCGAGAGGCAGAUGGCACAGAGACACCUGAGGCAUUUGCAGCUGAAGCCAAGUUCUUCACUGAAUCCCGCCUCCUGCAGAGAGAUGUGCAGAUCAUCCUGGAGAGCUGUCAUAACCAAAAUGUCCUGGGCACCAUCCUUCAUCCGAAUGGGAACAUCACAGAGCUUUUGUUGAAAGAAGGUUUUGCCCGCUGCGUGGAUUGGUCCAUUGCCGUGUACACACGAGGAGCGGAAAAGCUGAGGGCCGCCGAGAGGUUCGCCAAGGAGCGCAAGCUGAGAAUCUGGAGGGACUACGUGGCCCCUACGGCCAAUCUGGAUCAGAAGGACAAGCAGUUUGUAGCCAAGGUCAUGCAGGUGCUGAAUGCCGAUGCCAUCGUUGUGAAGUUGAACUCUGGGGACUAUAAGACCAUCCACUUGUCCAGCAUCCGGCCACCUAGAUUGGAGGGGGACAGUGUACAGGACAAGAACAAGAAGCUGCGCCCCCUCUAUGACAUCCCAUACAUGUUUGAGGCCCGGGAGUUCCUGCGGAAGAAACUCAUUGGGAAGAAGGUCAAUGUAAAUGUGGACUAUAUCAGACCAGCCAGCACAGCCACGGAGACCGUGCCCGCCUUCUCGGAGCGCACCUGUGCCACUGUCACCAUUGGAGGAAUAAAUAUUGCUGAGGCUCUGGUCAGCAAAGGCCUAGCCACUGUGAUUCGCUACCGGCAGGAUGAUGACCAGAGGUCUUCACACUAUGACGAGCUACUGGCUGCCGAGGCCAGAGCUAUUAAGAACGGCAAAGGACUCCAUAGCAAGAAAGAAGUACCCAUCCACCGAGUGGCAGACAUCUCUGGGGAUACCCAGAAAGCCAAGCAGUUCCUGCCCUUCCUACAGCGAGCAGGUCGUUCCGAAGCAGUGGUGGAAUAUGUCUUCAGCGGCUCUCGGCUCAAGCUCUACUUGCCAAAGGAAACCUGCCUCAUCACUUUCCUGCUUGCAGGCAUCGAAUGUCCCCGGGGAGCCCGAAACCUGCCUGGCCUGGUGCAAGAGGGAGAGCCCUUCAGUGAGGAAGCCACCCUGUUCACCAAGGAGCUGGUGCUGCAGCGAGAGGUGGAGGUGGAGGUGGAGGGCAUGGAUAAGGCCGGGAACUUCAUCGGCUGGCUGCACAUCGACGGGGCCAACCUAUCCGUCGCCCUGGUGGAGCACGCGCUGUCCAAGAUCCACUUCACUGCCGAGCGCAGCUGCUACUACAAGCCACUGCUAGCUGCCGAGGAAGCCGCCAAAAAGAAGAAGGAGAAGGUUUGGUCCCACUACGAGGAGAAACCCGUGGAAGAGGUCGUCCCCGUGCUGGAGGAGAAGGAGCGCUCGGCCAGCUACAAGCCGGUGUUUGUCACGGAGAUCACCGACGACCUGCACUUCUAUGUCCAGGACGUGGAGACCGGCACGCAGUUGGAGAAGCUGAUGGAGGGUAUGCGCAACGACAUCACCAGCCACCCGCCUGUAGAGGGAUCCUACGCUCCCCGCCGGGGAGACUUCUGUAUUGCCAAGUUUGUGGAUGGAGAAUGGUACAGAGCCCGUGUAGAGAAAGUGGAGUCUUCAGGCAGAGUGCAUGUCUUCUACAUCGACUAUGGCAACAGAGAGAUUCUGCCGUCCACCCGCCUGGGCACGCUGCCUCCAGCCUUCAGCACCCGGAUUCUGCCUGCCCAAGCCACAGAGUACGCCUUUGCCUUUAUUCAGGUGCCUCAAGAUGAGGAUGCCCGCACCGAUGCAGUGGACAGCGUCGUCCGGGACAUCCAGAAUACCCAGUGCCUGCUCAAUGUGGAACACCAGGCCCCCGGCUGUCCUCACGUCACCCUGCAGUUUGCUGACUCCAAGGGGGACGUGGGGCUCGGGCUGGUCAAAGAAGGACUGGUCAUGGUGGAGGUGCGCAAGGAGAAACAGUUCCAGAAAGUGAUCACAGAAUACCUGAACGCACAGGAGUCAGCCAAGAGCGCCAGGCUGAACCUGUGGCGCUACGGGGACUUCCGUGCAGACGACGCGGACGAGUUUGGCUACAGCCGCUAGGAGGGAGGCGAGACCCGCCUCGCCCCCAGUCGGCUCCGCUCACACUAACUUCUCUCUCUUCCCGGGCGGGGCGACGGGGGCAACUGGAGAGUUGCCGGGGGUGGGCCAGAUCGGGUCCAGCUUUGCUUCAGUGUAUGGAAUUGUCUCGUAAGGCGGAACCCCGGGACCCUGGCGGAGUGCCCUGGGGGUGGGCGCUCUGCCACCCGGGGGUGGGAAGGGAAGGCCGGGCACUGCUCUCCCCAAUCCCUCCUGACCCCCUUUUUUAAUUGUUUCCAAAUCAUCUUACUCCUCCCCCUCCCCCCUCCCGCCCCCAAACCAGAGGAAGCAAAAGACUUUGUCACGGUUGGGGGCCAGGUGGGGAACCAGAUACCCAGCCCAGCUGCUGUCUGGUAUCCCGACACUUGCUGCCCCCGCUCGUUGACAGUUGUGAUUAUGUUCUUUUUCUGAUCUGUUCCCCCGGCCCAUGUUAAAGCUUGCAAGGCCCAAUAAAGUAGUACCGUGCUACCUGCA
This is a messenger RNA of Ornithorhynchus anatinus (platypus), 3296 nucleotides long. It is a transcript of the gene SND1, whose product is annotated as staphylococcal nuclease and tudor domain containing 1. The coding region runs from base 36 to 2786 and encodes 916 amino acids. Gene Ontology annotation, molecular function: nuclease activity; RNA binding. The record is from RefSeq and is a predicted model, not a curated record. Gene Ontology annotation, biological process: mRNA catabolic process; regulatory ncRNA-mediated gene silencing. Lineage: Eukaryota; Metazoa; Chordata; Mammalia; Monotremata; Ornithorhynchidae. The transcript is spliced from 24 exons. Gene Ontology annotation, cellular component: RISC complex; nucleus; cytosol.